Oncorhynchus gorbuscha (pink salmon) is the source of this 3394-nucleotide messenger RNA. RefSeq names its product leucine-rich repeat kinase 1 (gene lrrk1). Gene Ontology annotation, biological process: protein phosphorylation. NCBI's taxonomy places the organism in Eukaryota, Metazoa, Chordata, Actinopteri, Salmoniformes, Salmonidae. The record is from RefSeq and is a predicted model, not a curated record. Gene Ontology annotation, molecular function: protein binding; ATP binding; protein kinase activity.
CCAUCGGCCAUGCAGACAGGCUAGAGAGAGGCUCCUUGGAUACAUAACACACUACAGAGGAAGGCGGGAAGAGGGAAAGGCUGUAUGAGAAAAGGAACAAGCAAUCUGAAUGCCACGGCGAGAUGGGAGACUAGAGAAGGGUCCAGUCUCAUAGUAUGAACAGGUUCUUUGGCAGUGGAGGACAUGGGAGCCAAGGCGUCUGCGAUGGGCAGCGGGGGGCCUCCUCUCUGGGUCUGUCUCCAACCCUGGAGAACAUCCAGGCAGCGUACGGAGAAGGGGAGAGCAGCAGGGCCCGGGAGCUGAUCCAGCAAGCCUGCUGUGUGGAGUGUAGUGCAGCUAGUCCUCGGCUGGAGGGGCUGCGUCUCCUGUGUGUGGCCACCCAGCAUGGUGAUGAGGAGAGCGUGAGUUACCUCCUCCAUGAGGCCCAUGUGCCCCUGCCCCUGGAGCCAUCGGAGGGAAACCCCGCCAUCCUGGCUGCACACUAUGGACAUGUCAGCCUGGUCAGAGAGCUGCUCGACUCAGUACCAGGUCCGUGUGUCCACAGAGAUCUGUUGAACUGGAUGUUGGUGUCGGCGUGCCAACAGGGUCACCUGGAGGUGGUUAGAAUGUUGGUGCAGGGUUACCAUGCCGACGCUGAGGACUGUGCCAUCCACCAGGAGGAGUUUGCUGUCAUCACGGGGCUGCCUCUCUACGCUGCUGCACGCGCAGGUAAUGAGGAGAUAGCUAGAUUCCUGCUGCAGAAUGGCGCUGGGCUGUCCUCCUACACCCUGAUGGAUUAUCCAGCCUUUAGCAGACUGCUCGUUGAACAACGACUGGUAGAAGAAGCAGACACACACACAGAACCAGCGGGAGAAAAGCUACUAUGUGGCCGUUGGUCAGGUCUGAAGCUGCCAUGGUUGGAGCUGGACUGGUUCAUGGACGUGUCGUCCCGUAUCUCCCACCUGGACCUGUCCUGUAACAGCCUCAGCUCCCUGCCCUCCGUGGUUCCCUGGGGGCUCAUACAGCUCCGGACCCUAGACCUCUCCAACAACCUGUUCAAAGAGCUGCACACAGCACAGAGCUCACAGGAGAUCAUCUGCUCCAGACUUCGCCAGGUGAAUCUGUCUCAGAAUGAGUUGACCAGCUUGCCGUCCGGACUGCUCCAUCUCACCAGAGUCCAGAGGCUCUCUGCUGCUAAGAACAAGCUCACCUCCCUGUUUGACAUUCCUAAUGGUACUAACUGGAUCGGUCUGCGUAAGCUGGAGGAGCUGGAUGUGUCUGACAACUGUCUGACCAGUCUUUCCUCUGCUGUUCUUCACUCUUUCAAAUCGCUCACUUCCCUCAAAGUCUGCCGGAACAGACUCACCAGCUUCCCUGACCCAUGGGCCUGCCCUCUGAAGCACUGUCGAGCCUCAUCCAACGCCAUCGAGAAUCUACCCAAUACCAUCUCCAUCUUCUGGAGAACUCAGCUGCAGGAGGUGGACUUCUCAGACAACGUCAUCAAGGAGCUGCCCUCCUAUAUAUUCCAGCUGGAGGCCCUGGUCUCUCUCAGACUGUGUAGGAAUCAGAUCUCCACUCUCCCGGCACCCAACAAGUGGAAAUGCUCUCUGCUCAGAACCCUUGACCUCUCCAGGAACCAUCUGGGCAAGACUGAGGAGGGACCCAAAACCAGGAAGCUGGCCUUCCUGACCACAUGGCACCGGAGAGACCCGGACCCAGUAUGCCCAAUCGAGUUUCCAGUAAUUUUGCGGGAUGCUUUGGAAGUGCUUUCCUUGAACGACAACCAGCUGGAGUGUGUGCCCCAGUCUGUGUGUGGCCUGAAAAACCUCAUGGAGCUCUACCUCUCCAAUAAUCCAGGUAUUCGGGAGCUUCCAGCUGAGUUGGGGCAGCUCUCUAACCUGUGGCAGUUGGACAUUGAGGACCUCAACAUCACUAAUGUUCCCCAGGACAUCAGGAAAGAAGGUCCAGCAUCAGUGCUGUCCUUCCUCCGUGCCCACCUACGGAGGGCGGAGCCCUGUAAGCUGCUGAAGCUUCUUGUGAUUGGUCCUCCUCGGCAGGGAAAGACAGCCCUCCUGGAGGCGUUGCAGACGGGCAGGACCUCCCCUUUCUCCCCUGCAGAACAAAACAUCAGCACAGCUACUUGGGAACUGGAAAGACCCAAUGGGGUUAAAGCUAGCGCGGACUCCGUGGCGUUCAACGUGUGGGACAUCGGCGGUCCGGCCAACAUGUCCACGGUCAACCAGUGUUUCUUCACGGACAAGGCCCUGUACGUAGUCAUAUGGAACCUAGCUCUGGGAGAGGAGGCUGUAGCCAGUCUACAGUCCUGGCUGCUUAACAUUGAGGCGCGUGCCCCUAACUCUGCAGUGGUGGUGGUGGGCACCCACCUGGACCUGAUCGACACCAAGUUCCGUACAGAGCGGGUGGCCACUCUGAGGGCCUACAUCCUGGCACUAUGCAGGUCUCCAUCAGGCGCCAGGGCCAGUGGCUACCCAGACAUCACCUGGAAACACCUGCAUGAGGUAUCGUGUAAGACCCAGGAGGGUCUGGAUGGUCUGAAGAGGUUGAUCUUCCAGGUGGCCUGCUACAUGAAGGACAACAGCAGCAGUUCAGCUAGCGGACACAAGCUACUGGGCAGACUGAUCCCAAAGAGCUACCUUACACUGCAGCAAGCGGUGCUAGAUGAGAGAGGGGGGCGGGACACAGAAGACGAGGUCCAGUACCUGACAGACGCACAGCUGGACCUCGUCGUAGAGCAGAACCCAGGAAGUGACAUCAAAGACUACGAGGACCUGCAGACCGCCAUCAGCUUCCUGAUCGAGACAGGCACCAUCCUCCACUUCCCAGACACCAGUCACGGCCUGUGUACCCUCUACUUCCUCUGUCCCGUGUGGCUGUCGGACUGUCUGGAGCGGAUCAUCCACUUGAAGAGCUCCCGAUCGGUGGCCUGGAAUGGGGUGAUCCGAGCGGAGGAUCUGCGCAUGCUCCUGGUGGGAACGGGCUUCACCCAGCAGACGGAGGAGCAGUACUUCCAGUUUCUGGCCAAGUUUGAGAUUGCUCUGCCUGUGGCCAGCGAUAGUUACCUCCUCCCCCACCUCCUUCCUCCUAAACCUGCUAUGGACAUCCACGGCUUCCGUCAAGAGACCGCCAACUCCAUCCAGCGCCUCUUCAAGAUGAGCUUCGUGCCGGCGGGAUUCUGGGAACGCUUCAUCGCCCGCAUGCUCAUCAGCCUCAACGAGAUGGACCUCCAGCCUAAGAGGAAUGCUAAGAGUGAGCGGAGGAGGACCACGGUGAUCUACAGUUUUGCGGGAACAGGUAGCCAACAGAGGCACCGCUGUAGCACCUUCAGAGUCCGCCGCAGUCAGACCAUCUACUGGAGAGAGGGACUACUGGUCACCUUUGAUGGAGGGUAUCUAAG